Molecule: messenger RNA, 633 nt
Organism: Nicotiana tabacum (common tobacco)
Lineage: Eukaryota; Viridiplantae; Streptophyta; Magnoliopsida; Solanales; Solanaceae
Source: RefSeq, a predicted model, not a curated record
AUGCAAAUAAGAGACCUCUCUAGGGAGAAAAAUCCAAAGCAAAAGGGAACACUUCCUAGUGACAUAAUUGUGAACCCAAAGGGUAGUGGGAGUGGCCCAACUUCUCAUGUCAUGGCAAUUACUACUAGGAGUGGGAAGAUACUACAAGGAGAGGGUGAACAAGUGGUUGAGAUAGAAGAGUUAGAGAAAGGUGUUGAGGUUGAAGAGCCAAGUGUUGUCGAAAUUGAGAAAAUUCCGGAAGAUGCGCAAGUGCAAGAAGAGAACCGGGAAGCGGUAAAGGAAAAGGUAAAACAGACACCAAAAACUCUUCCACCUAUUCUUAGACCUCCUCCUCCAUUCCCUCAAAGACUCGCUAGGAAGGUUGAUGAUAGCAAACUCGAGAAGUUCUACGACAUUCUCAAGCAAUUAUCGGUGAAUAUCCCAUUUGUGGAAGCAUUUCAAGAGAUGCCGGGUUUUGCUAAGUAUUUGAAAGAAUUGAUCACCAAGAAGAAAACCACCAAAAAUGAAGUGAAAGAGGACUCGGGAGCUCUUACCAUUCCUUGUACCAUCAGGGUACAUGAUUUUGCAAGAUCCCUUUGUGAUAAUGGAGCGAGAAUCAACUUGAUGCCUCUUGCCAUUUACAAGAAAGCAUGA